AUGGACCGCUUCGUGCAUCCGAUCGGCGCAGCCACCGACGAUAGCACAUUCGCCUCCAAGCCCAACGGGCGAAUGCGCCAAACCAGAAUAGAGCAUGGUUACAAGGUGGAGGUCGUCGAAGAGAUCGUGCAACUCGCGCAAGUGAUGGACAUGAGCGAGGAGAAGGAGCUGCCCCUUUUGCUGCACGAACUCGACGGGCGCUUCAUCUCGUUGGAGCUACUGGAGCAAACAGACAUUGGCAAAGCGCUCGUACGAUUAUACCGACGAACAGAUUCGGAUACGACUCGCGAGCAAGCCAGGCAAAUGCUUCGCAAGUGGAAGCGCACAGCAGUUGAUGGGCUUCGACGACGGAACAAGCGGGUCGAAACGUUUGGUCGGAACAUGGCGCAUUGA
Aphanomyces invadans is the source of this 393-nucleotide messenger RNA. RefSeq lists its product as hypothetical. The transcript is spliced from 2 exons. NCBI's taxonomy places the organism in Eukaryota, Oomycota, Saprolegniomycetes, Saprolegniales, Verrucalvaceae. The coding region runs from base 1 to 393 and encodes 130 amino acids. The record is from RefSeq and is a predicted model, not a curated record.